Rhincodon typus (whale shark) is the source of this 4842-nucleotide messenger RNA. RefSeq names its product SLC35A4 upstream open reading frame protein. The coding region runs from base 1 to 423 and encodes 140 amino acids. The record is from RefSeq and is a predicted model, not a curated record. The transcript is spliced from 4 exons. Lineage: Eukaryota; Metazoa; Chordata; Chondrichthyes; Orectolobiformes; Rhincodontidae.
AUGCCAUGUUACAUCAUUAACCUGAACCACUGCUUGUUAAUAUGCACUGUGAACAAGAAAAUCACCACUCUGUUCACAAGUCAACCACAUUGCUGUGGGUCUGGAGUCACAUGUAGGCCAGACCAGGACACACUGGGAAAGCUAAAGGAUCUUGCACAGUUGAAAGGUCAACUGGAGAGCAUCCAGCGGAGGGUGGAAGAGGAGGUACAAAUGGGAAUGCCCAAUGGUGGCUCCCUGUUGUCCUCUCCAUUCCUGAAGGGGUUCCUGACGGGAUACGUCGUGGCCAAGCUGCGAGCCUCUGCUGUCCUGGGUGUGCUAGUGGGGACAGUCACUGGGAUCUAUGCAGCCCAAAACUACAACAUCCCCAAUAUAGAAAACUCAGUCAAGGAUUACCUGAACUCUAUGAAGAAAGGACCAAAGUAAUAAUCAUCCCUCCAUCUCUGCAGUCUCUGAGCCAGUUGACUCAUAUCAGGGAACGGGGAACUGCAGGACAAUCAAAUGUGAACGUGGAGUGCAACUGGCCUUUGAUAUUGUUGCUGUAAAUGACUUAUAAAGCUUGACUGCUGUAGCUUGAUGUUCACAAUGAAUCUGACUGAAAAACGGGUGCAUGCAAACGCACAAUUGCCUUCUCGCUUCUCUAUCUGUUCUCACUGCAUCUUUCCUGGCCUUGUACCCAACCCAGCAACAUUUGCCUCGCGUGAAUGAAUUUGUUUUUUGGCGAGCUGCUUCAGAAAAGAAAUGGAAACUCUCGAAGAUCCUGGCAGUUUUGGCUUGUCUCCUGCGACGGGUCGGAUGAGGGGCCAGUUCGGCUGGGGACUUGUGCUGCUUCUCUCUGUUCUUGCCUAUGGCUCGCAUGCACCUUUGAUCAGCCUGUGCAAGGUGGGCGGGAGGGUGCCCUUCAGUUCCUCCUCUGUUGUGGUUCUGGUCGAGCUGGCAAAGCUCACCAUGUCUUCCGUGUUAUUCCUAGCUCGUGACCGCGGCAGUUUUGCCAGCGGGGGAGCUAUCUCAGUGUGGGCAGCCCUCCCGUUCGCCGUGCCCGCCUCCCUUUACGCAGUCAACAACAAUCUGGUUGUCCAUAUGCAGCACCACAUGGACCCUGUGACCUUUCAGGUGCUGAGCAACCUCAAGAUUGCAACCACUGCUGCCUUCUACAGCCUGCUGCUCCGCCAGUGGCUGCCUGCACGCAAAUGGCUGGCGCUGCUCCUGCUGAUGGCAGCUGGGGUUUGCCACACUGGUGCCAUGCAUGGCCGGGCAGGAAAGAUGGAGCCAGCGACCCAUGGCCGCCUGUACAUCACUCUGCAGGGUGCGAUUGCCAUCACUGCCUACUGCUCGAUAUCUGGCCUCUCUGCAGUGUACACAGAGUGGGCUCUGAAGUCCCAGCCACUGCCCCUCAACCUCCAGAACCUGUUCCUGUAUGCGUUCGGUGUUGCUGUCAAUCUGAUGGUGCACACAGCCAGCUCCCCCUCCACCAGCUUCUUCCAAGGCUACUCAGUCUGGGUGGCUGUGAUAAUUGGCAGCCAGGCUCUGAAUGGCUUGCUGAUGUCGGUCAUCAUGAAAUAUAACAACAACAUGACCAGACUCUUUGUCAUUUCCUGCUCCAUGUUAGUUAAUGCAGCCCUCUCUGUCCUCUUGUUUGACCUGCAGCUCACCCCAUUGUUCUUUGUAGCAGUGGGGCUUAUCUGCCUGGCUAUUCAUCUCUACUAUCGAGUUAGGUAAUACUGAUCGACAGGGUCAUAGUCCAUUUGGAUUCAGAUUGCGUCCUCCCUGUCCCAUCCAAUUUGUUUUAAUUUUAUAGAUUACCUUUUUGUAUUAGGUUUUCUCAACACUGACUCUCAUCACAUUCAGUCUAUCUUGCCUCAUGCAACACCACUUUGAUGUCACUGAAGUGAAGGUGGGUCGAAUAAGGGAGUCAUCAUGUGAUUGAGCUGUUGGCUUAUGAUGUCUUAAUGUCCGAAUGUGGGAACCACUGUUCUUCACAUUUUUACUGCUAGGGCCUGAGCCACUGCUUCUUCAUUUCCAGCAUCUCUCUGUCACAAGGCUUGCCACCCCAGGAGACGUUCCUUAAACAAAAAUCUUUUCCACUUCAUUUCAUUUGAAUUUUUUUUUUAAAGUUUCAAAAAUCAUCCAAUCAGGUGAUUAGAAUCAUUUCACUUCUGAGGUCCUCUUUGAGCUUGAUUGACAUAGAACAGUUUUUGUUCGGUGCAGUGGAAGCUGUGUGACUUCAGGCUGGCUAUGAAGAGAAUCCAGAGCCAACUCCCCAAUCUGUGCGAGCCCCACACUGUUGAGUAUUCUGGAAGCAGAAAAUUCAAGCGAGAGAGAACUCGAAACAAAACUCUGUGUGGGUCUUCCCUUUUGUCUUUUUACUAAUUAUUUAUUUCAACAGGAAAGUGAUCUCAGUCCUAAAGAGAGGAAUAGGCUAUUCAGCUCUCCUAGCCCUACUUCAUAAGAACGUAAGAAUAGGGGUAGACAGUUCAAACCCCAUGCCUGCUUUGCCAGUCAGUAAGAUUGUAUCACUUUGCUGGCCCUCAGUUUUCCUCUGCUAAUAAAAUGUUCCGAUCCCAGUCUGGAAACCUUCAAUUCAUGAUCUUCUGGGAGAGAGGGUUCCAGAUUUCUGAAAGCAUUUGUGUGGAGAUAGUGUAUCCAGACUGACUGACCAGCCCAAAACAAGAGUGAUGCUGGAAUUGUGGACAAGCUAAGAUCUGGCAGAAGAAAAACAAUUUCACAUUUUAAGCAUAGUCUUUCAUCAGAAUGCAUCCAAGUUGAGCUUAUCUCAAGAAACGUGCUCUGCCCUAGACACCUAGUAACGCUAUUAUUGCUUAACCGACCCAUUUCUCUCACAGUCUGUGCUACUUUCUAUCUUUCACAUUAACAAGUGAUUAAUCAUUAGGGUGGAGUUCCAUUGAUGUCAUUCAUUGUUCUGUUAAUUUGUCAAACUACAAUCUGCUGUUCAACCACAAGUGGCAUCACAGUCGCACUUUAUUUGGUUGGAGUAUGCCUCUGGGAAGUGAUCUAGAGGUGGAAAUACACUCCAUAGCCUCCAUACUCAGUCUCAAAAUUGACGUUUUGAACUUCUCCUGCAGAGCUGAGCUAACUCCGCAUGGACCAGACAGUGUUUCAGAAACUUUCUUGUCUUUGUGACUCCUUGUUAUCUCUGAUGUUGCCUGGUUCAGUUUCUGAUCAAUGGUGAUCACCCCAGGGUGAAGCUGCCCUGUUGUUUGUGGGUGGGCUUUUUCUUGGUCAUUGAAGGGUAGCUGCUUAAUUCCAAUCCUGAUGGAGGGCAGUUCUUGAAUGAAUGGCGCGUGUUUCCUGGCUCCAUCCUUUUGAUUAUCCAGCAGGGAGUAUAGGCUGGAAGUAGGCCUGAGGAAAGCCUUUCUCUGAGGGGGGGGGGGGGGCUUCUCACUUUCCUACUGGCAAACUCAGGAUAUUAAGAAGUCCUUGGAAGGUUGUCUCUGUUCCAGUGCAGUUGAGGGAACAGGCACUGUGCUUCUCCACCCCUCUGCAGCUACCUCUGUCUCCCACCACCUCUGUUGCUGGACACCACAGGACUUUUGUUACCAUGAGAACCAGGGCAUUCACCUCACAUGUAGUGAUGACCUCUGGGAUCAGAAGGGGUUUUCGUGAGUUGUGAUGUCCCCCACAGUUAAUCUCCUGAGCAAUAUUAAAGCUUCCCUGUGAAGAAAAACCACCCUGUGUAGGUUGCAUGUGGACACAGUUUGUCAUGUGAUGUUCCGCCAUAUAUCAUAGUGAUCUGUCUGAUAUCUGUUUCCCAGUGGGCUGCUUGCAUCCAUGAUUCAAUUUUCCUUUAAGUUAAAAGUCGAGAGAAUUGUCUAAAACAAAGUUUGACUUUUAUUUUAAGGUGCUAGCUGACUGGGGCAUUUCUAACAGGUUUGAUAUAUUACCAGGAGAUCUUUCCAAGUCCUCAGUCUAUUAAUACCAUAGUUAACCAUAGACAGUGACACCAUGUGUUGUGACAUUUCAAAACUUGAGUGCAUCUGGAAUAAUCUCACUAUGUUUACAUAUUAUACUUAAACUCAGUCAAAAAUUCCAUAACUAUUGUUUCGUUUUUCUGCAUUGACGCAAUAUGAAGAUUUUAAAAAUAUACAAAUGCUGUACACUAAUGUUAUAUUGUAUUAACGAGCGUUAGAAAUGUAGAGAAUUUUUUUUUUCCCAAGUUGAAAGCCAUUAUUUCAGAAGCUGCUUCAAUGUUCAGGUUUAAAUGCUUGCUUUAGCUUUUUGGCUGCGGAGGUAGCUGCUUUAAGGUUGCAGUAGCAGCUUUAUAUAUCAAAAACUCAAUAAUGUACACAUAUCGAUGCAUGCUGAAUACCGAAUAUUCUCAUUUAUGCUGGAAAUAUCAAAUUGUAAAUUGCUGAGGUGACGCAAUGAUGUGAUGGGUUUAGACACUUGCCUUACGCAUCGGGGAGCUCUGUUCAAAUGCAGCUCAUGUUAAAGUCCUGCCCCUUGUCUGCUCACUCCCAGGGAUUCUGUGACUUUCCAGAUAAUGCCAUCCUCCCAACCUCAAUGUAGUGAGCUCACAAUGGCAGUGUUGCUGUUGGAUGAAGCUAGAGGAUUGUUGGUGUCUGUGAGAGGAAUUCACAGCUCUGCUUUGUGGAGGUUGUGGUAUGGUUUGGAGGGUGCUUUGCCCUGUCUUUUCACACUACAGGUGACCAAAGCUGAAACUAUUGCACUUCAUUGCUCCUAAACAUCCUGUGCCUUUCCUCCGGAAUUCACCCAAGCAAAUACUAGGGUAUUUUAACUUUUUUCAUGUUAAGGGUUUUUUUUGUAAUUUUGUAUGGAUUUCUUGGAUACCAACUUCAGGUUUUUCAUAAACUUUGCACAUUUUAA